This is a messenger RNA of Sinocyclocheilus grahami, 6535 nucleotides long. It is a transcript of the gene unc5a, whose product is annotated as unc-5 netrin receptor A. Lineage: Eukaryota; Metazoa; Chordata; Actinopteri; Cypriniformes; Cyprinidae. The record is from RefSeq and is a predicted model, not a curated record. The transcript has 16 exons. Gene Ontology annotation, biological process: netrin-activated signaling pathway; anterior/posterior axon guidance. Gene Ontology annotation, molecular function: protein binding; netrin receptor activity. Gene Ontology annotation, cellular component: membrane. Bases 239 to 2953 code for a protein of 904 amino acids.
AGCUGAAGAUAUUAGAGUCGCGUCUUUAUUUACCACACCUGUGAUGCGCUGCUGUCUCUGAGCAACGAAGACGCACCGAUGGCCAAGGUACAGGAAGAGGAUAUGUGUUGAAAGAGGACUUAUAAAUGCGCUGAUCGGUGUAAUAUUACAAAAACUAAACCCAGACAGACAGCAGAUACUCCUCGCAGCUCAUUCAGCAGAUAUUACUGACUUAAACUUGAACGAGAAGGUGAUAAAGAUGCCGUUACACCUGGGUCCCUUUGUCCGCUGGAGAUCCGGGCUUGUACUCACAUGGAUCUGCUUGUUUUCGUCCGGAUUUGCCUUCAUUGGUGGAGAGCAUGCGGCCACUGUAACGCAUCCACUUCCUGCGGCCUUCUCCGACCUGCUGCCACACUUCCUGUUGGAGCCUGAUGAUGUUUAUAUCGUUAAGAACAAGCCAGUGACCCUCACCUGCCGCUCAACCCCUGCCACUCAGAUCUACUUCAAGUGCAACGGCGAAUGGGUUCACCAGGAUCAGCACUUGAUCGAGCGUGACGUGGACCCUGCCACAGGGCUGCCGGUGAUGCAGGUGAAGAUUGACAUCUCCAGACAGCAGGUGGAGAAGAUCUUCGGUCUGGAGGAUUACUGGUGUCAGUGUGUGGCCUGGAGCACUACAGGAACCCAGAAGAGCCAAAAGGCAUUUGUGCGCAUCGCCUAUCUGAGGAAGAACUUUGAGGAGGAACCACUGGGUAAGGAAGUGGCACUGGAUCAGGAAGUCCUUCUGCGCUGUCAUCCUCCUGAAGGUGUUCCUCCUGCAGAGGUGGAGUGGCAGAGAAACGAGGAGCUGAUCGACCUCAAGACUGACCCCAAUUUCUUCAUCACCGUGGACCAUAAUCUCAUCAUCAAACAAGCCCGCCUGGCCGACACAGGCAACUACACCUGCGUGGCCAAGAACAUUGUGGCUCGACGAAAGAGCUCCUCGGCUACUGUGAUUGUCUAUGUGAACGGUGGCUGGUCCACAUGGGCCACAUGGUUGGCUUGCAGUGCUGUCUGUGGUCGGGGGUGGCAGAAGAGGAGCCGGAGUUGCACCAACCCCACUCCCCUGAACGGCGGGACGUCCUGCGAGGGCCAGAGCAUCCAGAAAAGUGCCUGCACUGCCACCUGUCCAGUGCAUGGAGGUUGGAGCGAGUGGAGUAAGUGGUCGCCAUGCGGAGCCGACUGCACCAUGUGGAGGAGCAGGGAAUGUACCCAACCUACACCCAGCACCGGUGGGAAGGACUGCCAGGGCCUGGAUCUUCAAUCCCUCAACUGCACCAGUGAGCAGUGCCCACAGACGGCAUCAGGUGCUGAGGAUGUGGCCUUGUACGUGGGGAUCGUUGCGGUGGCUCUUUGUCUGACUCUGCUGCUGAUUGUACUGGUGUUGGUCUACCGCAGAAAGAAGGAAGGUCUCGAUGCAGAUGUGGCCGACUCCUCCAUCCUCACCACUGGCUUCCAGCCCAUGGGCAUCAAGCCCACCAAGCCAGAAAACUCUCAUUUGCUCACCAUCCAACCCGAUUUGACUACCACCACCACAAGCUACCAGGGAACUCUGCGUUCUCGCCACGAAGUCACUGGGAAGUUCUCCGUGAGCAACGGCCCCCUCCUGGAGCCACUUCCUAACGGCUCCCACACGCUGCACAACGGCAAACUGCCUAGUAAUCCCAAUGACUUCAUGAACAGCCUGUCCUCUCAGAUGUAUUUCAAAACGCUACCGAGAGACAACGUCAACACCUCCUAUGGCACUUUCAAUUUCCUGGGCGGCCGCCUAACCCUCCCCAACACUGGAAUCAGCCUUCUCAUCCCGCCAGAGGCCAUUCCCAGAGGGAAGAUUUAUGAGAUUUAUCUCACCAUUCAGAAGAAGGAAGACAUGAGAUUACCCCUGGCUGGGUGUCAGACAUUGCUGAGCCCCGUGGUGAGCUGCGGACCGCCCGGUGUGGUGCUCACCCGGCCGGUCAUCCUCAGUAUGGACCAUUGCUCUGAUGCGUGCCUGGAGAAUUGGGCCAUCCGUCUCAAGAAGCAGUCAUAUGAGGGAACGUGGGAGGAUGUACUUCAUCUUGGUGAGGAAGUGGCUUCGGAGCCGUACUACUGCCAGCUGGAGGCGGAGACGUGCCAGGUGUACACUGAGCAGCUGGGCCGCUUUGCUCUGGUCGGGGAGUCCCUCAGCAUGGCUGCAGCUAAACGCCUAAAACUGCUGCUCUUUGCUCCUGCCUAUUGCUCUACGCUGGAAUACAACAUCCGCGUCUACUACAUGGAUGACACACAGGACCUGCUAAAGGAGGUGAUGCAGAUGGAAAGACAGCUGGGAGGUCGACUGAUUGACGAGCCUCACAUCCUGCUCUUCAAAGACAGCUACCACAACCUGCGCCUCUCGAUUCAUGACAUGCCCCAGGCAUACUGGAGGAGCAAACUACUCACCGGCUAUCAGGAGAUCCCGUUCUAUCACAUCUGGAGCGGCUCUCAGCGGACCCUGCACUGCACCUUCACACUGGAGAGACAGAGCCUGAGCACCUGUGAUCUCACCUGCACGCUGUGUGUGUGGCAGGUAGAAGGAGAGGGACAACGCUUCACCCUGGACUUCAACAUCUCAAAGGACAUCAGACCACUGGACUCUGAUUUCCUGUUAAUGGACAACUGCACCCCUGCCCUGGCUGGUCCGAGCGCAUUCCAGAUCCCUUACCUCAUCCGACAGAAGAUCUGCAGCAGUCUGGACACCCCCUGUCCCAAUGGAGCAGACUGGAGACUACUGGCCCAGAGACUGAAGCUUGACAGGCACAUGAGUUUCUUCGCAUCCAAAGCGAGCCCCACAUCAGUGAUUCUGGACUUAUGGGAAACCCAGCACUUCCACAGCGGUAAUCUCAAUCAGCUUGCCGCUGUGAUGGCUGAGAUUGGCAAGCAGGAGGCCAUGAUAUUCCUGGUGUCAGACGGGGAGUGCUGACACAUUAAAACUGAACCGCCGGCCAUCUCUGAGUGAUGGGGUGGGGGAAGGACGUGACCCUCUGCCCGCCCCACCAUAGAUGAGAAACAAAUCAAAGAACAGGGUUUACCCAACUAUAUGAGGCCACUUCCCCAGUGAAUAGGGAAUAAAAUAAAAAGAAAAAAGGAAGAAAAAAAAAACAAGACCAGGCUCAGGAGGAACCUGGGAGGGCUUUAAGAUGUACUGUGACUGAGACAAAUGCCCCUUUCUUAGAACAAAAAUCCAUUUGUUUUGAAAAUAAUGGUGUAUAGAAAAUCCUAGAUUCUAUGAUUCUGGUCCUGCCCUCAAUCACUGACCAAUAUGAACUUUCUAACCACAUUUGUGUUAGGUACAUUGAUAUAUUAUUAUCAGACUGGAAACUAAAACGAAUGGGUUUGAAAGAUAUCAAGUGGAAAAUGUAUGCUAUGUAGGUGAGGUGAACAUUUUGCGAACUAAUUCAGAUUUGCGACAUGCAUUUUGUAAAUGUGUACCAUUUGGCAAUAUGCAAACACACAUAUCGAUGACAAUUUCCUUUGGCCGACACGUUUCUUACCUCACAAAGCAUUUCAAAUUGUAGAGCGUUUGCUAAAUUUCAGGUCGAAAACGUUAAGUAAAGCGUUUUUGACCAGAGCCGUCACUUGUUCCUCUGUCCCUGUGCACUUAACGUGUGUUUUCGAACUCAUGAAGCCAUAAAGUCCUAAAUUCACCUCAAUGCAGUGAUAUAUGUUCUGAUCCGGGUGGAUAAUCAGUAAAUAAGCACAGGAUUCUGUGGAUGUUUAGCUGCUGAAGGAUGGGUGAUCAGGGACCUCAAACAUGUUCCUAGCUGUUUUGCAGAACAUUACGUCUUGUUUUUGCUUUCAACAGAGUUUUGAGAAUAGGGGUCAGAUGUUCUGCAAAGCAUUUUUCCAUGGCCAUCUUAUGUCAACGAAACCCUGUCAAGACCAUAAUUCUCAUCUGAAUUUAAUUUUGAUUAAGUCCAUAGAAUUCUUCGUUUAUAAAGGAGAAAAAUAAAAAGUUCCCCGUUGGAAAGGUUUUCUUCUUUUAUAAACAGAAAAUGCAAUAUUACCAAAUGUUUCAUUGCUAUUCUCCUAUCUAGUCUAUGUUUCUCUGAAAGCCAUUUUGGCUUCAGGGCAAUUUCUUAUUCGUAGAGAAAGAAUAUUUUCAUCACCCCCCAAAAAGCAAAUGUUCCAUCCAAGAAAACUUCACUGAGACUCAGCAGCUGUCGUAUUUUUCUAAAUUCCUCCAUCACACGUGUGCUUUGUUUCUGCACACCCUGUAGAACAGCAACACGACUCAGCCCUGCGUUUGGCGCCAUGAAUGUACAUUACACGGUUUGAAGAUUGUCCGAUUAUUUUUUCGUGUGUGUUUGAAUGUGAGCGUAUUUCAUUCCAAAUGAAGGAUGAUUUGUGAGAAACUGUGGAUCACAAAUUGGCCGCUUUCAUCUCGACCAGUAAAGACGGCCACGUCUGGAGAUGAUUGGAGGAGUCCGGCAUGUUUCCUCCGCAGCAAGUGGAAAUACACAGGCCUGUUUCACUCAGCUAACGGAGAACUCAAGUUAAAGGCCAAAAUGUGCACUUUUUUUUUUUUCCUUUUCUCUUCAAACUUCUUGUACUGUGUUUCCAUAAAGUUUCACUUGGUGAUUUCUGUUAAACAACUAACCAGACAGCUAUUUUAGUUUCUUUGUUUUUAAUCUACAGAAGUCAUGUUUUGUAGAUAAGUACUUUUCAUAUGACGCAUCUCUGCGCAACCAAAGUGUAUGAGCCAUCUGGAGCAUUUCUUUCAUAUCUAUGCCGAUUGUGAUUUAUUUAUUCUUUUUUAGUAUAAGGAACAUGUUCCUAAAUUGAACAUGCAUCUAUUUUUAUUUCAAGAUCUCAUGACUUGUGCAAGCUUGUUAAUUUUGAGCAUUUCACUGGUAAAACAAUUUAUUUAAUACAGCACUUUGUAAAGUAAUUGUAAAUGAUAUUUUAAUAACAAGCCAAAAAAAGACUAGACAACUGACGUAACAUUUGUCGAAGUAUAACCCGUGAAGUGUUUGCCUACUGUUCAUUGGUUAUAUAGCACUGAGUUAAUUCGUUCUGCAGUGUUUGCGGUUUCGACUGUUUUUGCCAUAAGUUUGUACACCAUCGUUUUGUUUCGUCCUGAGGCUGUUGGUUUGUGGGUAAUCAAUCCUCAACACUACGUCAUGAGAAAACAGAUGCAGCAGUAAAUCAUUCCUCUGUCAGAGUAUUUAGACAAGGAGUUGGUGCAAAAUUGUCAAAUUCCUAACACUCAGGUUUACAAACAGUUCAGUUGAAACAGACAUGUUACGCAUUUCUAAACAUUACUGAGCGUGCAACAAAAUGAAUUUCUCAUCAACGUUGUUCUUUUUCACUGACAUAAAAAUCAUUCCAACAGCCUUUCGUUCUAAUCUCACAAAGUCAGCUUGUAACACAGAAUAAAGCAGAUGCCAUGCUAUUCACCAAAAGAACCACUGAUCUCUCUUUAUGACUGUACAUUUUGUCAGCCUCAUUCAUAACUGUUCUGUGUAAAUGAACGUGUGAGUGUGCUAUUUCUUUCUUUUUGAACUGAAAACCGUAGAAUUGUGUACCUGUGAAUGUUCAAUUCGAUUUCUUAAUUCAAUGUUCCUUGCCUUUCUGCAAGUCAAAAUGCUGUAUUUAUUACAUGCCACAGCGCUUAUGCAAUUGUACAAUUCUUUUCUAUUGUUAUUGGUAAAGUUUUUUUUAUUUUUUUUUUCAUUUUUCUCGUCAAUGUAAAAUGUCGUUGAUGAUUUUGUGGAAACAGGAAGCCCUUUUCUGCAGAAGGUUUUCUGUACUUUUUGGACAAUGAUAUGGAUUUGUGGGUAGAAUUUUGGAAAUUCGUUUCUAAGUGCUUUCAAGUAUUUACUUGGCCUUAUGUAUAUAUCUCUCUAUGAAAUUUCAGAAAAGGUAUGUAUAGUAAUUGAACCUAAAAUGGAUGUAAAUAAAUUAUAUAUUGUUAAAAGAGAGUUGAGUGAUUUGUGCUCACACCAUCCACUGUAUUUCACUACACAUUUUACAUUUGUAUCCAGUCAGUAGUCUUGAGAAUAAUCAUGAUUUAUUCUUUCGGAUACAUGAAGAAAACCCCAUUUCACAGCCAUUCGUAUGAUUCAGUAAGUCAGCACACAACAACAUGACUGCAGGUGAUUUAUUGACUAAAUGUCUAGCACAAUUUCUUUAUAAAUGAUUUGCAUCUUCUGACAUAGAAAACUCUCUAUAAUAAGCACAAGAAUACAGCAGUUUAUCUUUCUGAACGACACACAAUAGUUAAAGGCUGCAAAGCUAUAAAAAAGGCACUUGAUAGUUGAUAUGUAACACGUUGUCAAUAUAAAAAAGUACAAAAAUUGAGCUGUUGGCUCAUAUAUAGCUUUCUAAGAGCAGGAUAUUGGAGUGUUGCAUUUCUUCCGAUUAUAGUGCAGGAGAUCGCGAUAAGGGAAUGUUCCGGGCAGCAUCUUUUUUUGUGUGUCUCUGAACCAUUGUUUGGAAACGCCAUAAGAUUAUGCAUACACUGGUGAUAUCCAUAAUCAGGAUUGCUCAAAAAAAAAAAAAA